Messenger RNA from Ricinus communis (castor bean), 3639 nucleotides. Its product is annotated as protein SEMI-ROLLED LEAF 2. The record is from RefSeq and is a predicted model, not a curated record. NCBI's taxonomy places the organism in Eukaryota, Viridiplantae, Streptophyta, Magnoliopsida, Malpighiales, Euphorbiaceae. Bases 325 to 3291 code for a protein of 988 amino acids. The transcript has 20 exons.
UCAAGUUGAAGGAAAAAAAAGAAAAAAAGAAAAGACAGCCCUGAGGGAGAUGCCAAAAGGCCUCUUCUUUCCCUCAUUGGCUUUAUUUUCCUUCUUUUUUUUUUUCUUGAAUUUUGUUUUUAUUAAAAAAUCCAGUUCAAUUUUCACUUUUUAAUUUUUUUUUUUCUCAUUUGGCAAUCACUUGUAUUGUACCCUUCUGUUCUGUUAUGAUUUCUAGCUUCCUGGCAAUUUCCACAUCGUGAUCACAUAUCCUAGAUUGUGUCUAACUAAAAAUUCUCUCAUUUCAAUUGAGAACAGAAGAAAGCUUUUGAAUUUGCAUAGAAAAUGGGGGUUAUGUCAAGACGGGUUUUGCCCGUCUGUGGCAGCCUCUGUUUCUUUUGUCCUUCAAUGCGAGCGAGGUCAAGACAGCCUGUUAAACGUUACAAGAAGUUCCUUUCUGACAUCUUUCCUCGUAAUCAGGAGGCAGAACCAAACGACAGGAAAAUAGGAAAGCUUUGUGAUUAUGCUUCAAAAAACCCAUUACGAAUUCCUAAGAUUACAGAGACAUUGGAGCAAAGGUUUUUCAAGGAGUUGCGGCAUGAGAAUUUUGGAUCUGUGAGAGUUGUGGUAUGCAUUUAUAGGAAAUCGUUAUCGUCAUGUAGGGAGCAGAUGCCACUAUUUGCCAGUAGUUUAUUGGGGAUAGUGCGGACUCUUUUGGAAGAAACAAAGCAGGAUGAAUUGCGGAUACUGGCUUGCAAUCUUCUUGUCGACUUUAUAAACAGUCAGACAGAUAGCACACACAUGUUCAACUUAGAAGGCCUUAUUCCUAAGCUCUGCCAAUUAGCUCAAGAAGUGGGUGAUGGUGAAAGAACUCUACGCUUACAUUCAGCAGGACUACAGGCUUUGGCGUCCAUGGUGUCUUUCAUGGGUGAGCAUUCCCACAUCUCAAUGGAGUUUGACAAGAUUAUAUCAGUCACUUUGGAGAACUAUGUAGAUUCCCAGACAAACCAAGAAGAUCCCAAGGGAGAUCAAUGGGUCCAGGGAGUGCUUAAUGCAGAAGACAAGGAUUCAUCUUUCCCAGAUAUUAGUAAGAAGGUUUCCUUGCCAGGACACACUACCAAACCCGAUUUGGACCCCUCAAUGGAUACUUCCAGAAAUCCAUCUUACUGGUCUAGGGUCUGCUUACUUAACAUGGCCAGACUGGCAAAGGAAGCUACUACAGUACGGCGUGUGCUUGAACCUCUGUUCCUUAACUUUGAUGCCAAUAAUCAUUGGCCUCUAGAAAAAGGAGUCGCCUACCCUGUUUUAAUAUAUUUGCAGUCACUUUUGGAGGAAGCAGGAGAGAAUUCGCAUUUGCUGUUAGCUAACCUGGUCAAGCACUUGGAUCAUAGAAAUGUUGCCAAACAACCUCUUGUACAAAUAGAUGUUAUUAAUGUCACCAUGCAGCUCGGAAAGAAUGCAAAGCAGGAGGUCACAGUUGCAAUAAUUGGUGCAAUAUCUGACUUGAUUAAACAUUUACGAAAAUGCCUGCAAAAUUUGGCUGAAAUGUCCAGUUCUGGAAAUUGUACUGAUAAACAAUAUGCUGAUCUUCAGUUUGCCCUAGAGAAAUGCAUCUUACAGCUCUCCAAUAAGGUGGGAGAUGUGGGGCCUGUACUUGAUAAAAUGGCUGUGUUCUUGGAGAACAUUCCAGCUACUACUAUUGGAGCUAGAACCACAAUGUCUGCCAUUUGUCAGACAGCAAGGAUUAUCGCUUCCAUCCCUAGUGCAUCAUAUCAGAAGAAGGCUUUUCCUGAUGCUCUAUUCCAUCAGUUGCUCAUAGCAAUGGUCCAUCCAGAUCAUGAGACGAGAGUUGGAGCUCACAACGUAUUAUCCGUUGUGCUUAUGCCAUCCUUGCUUUCUCUUUGGUCAGACCAGAAUAGUAAAACAUCAGAAGCUUUUUCUGAAUUUUUUGGUUCAUGGCGGAAGUCAAGGGGUAAGAGUUUCUCCUUUCAGGAAGAAAGCAAGGAUAAGGCAGACUCCACGCAUGAAGGGUCAAGAGAUGAAAACAGUCGGAUAUUGGAUGUGGGUGCAAAAAGAUUUAGACAACAUGACUCUAAUGGUCACUCAAAUAUCCUUAAGGAUGCUACUACAGAUGGAAGAAGUCAAACUUAUAUCCGAUUAAGUAGUCAUCAAGUCAGUCUCCUGCUUUCAUCAAUAUGGGUCCAGGCAACAUCUGCAGAGAAUAAGCCUGCAAAUUUUGAGGCCAUGGCCCACACUUAUAACAUUGCUUUGCUGUUUACUCGAUCUAAGACUUCCAAUCACAUGGCUCUAGUUCGGUGUUUUCAGCUGGCAUUCUCUCUUAGGAGCAUCUCUAUCGAUCAAGAUAGAGGUCUACAACCGUCUCAUAGAAGGUCUCUCUUCACCUUGGCUUCGUACAUGCUUAUUUUCUCAGCAAAGGCAGGGAAUCUUCCUGAGCUAAUUCCUAUGAUCAAAGCAUCUCUGACAGAAGAAACAGCUGAUCCUUAUCUUGAGUCUGUGGGCGACAUCAGGCUUGCAGAAUCUGAUAGAGGGAAGAUGGUAUAUGGAUCAGAGGAAGAUGAUAUUGCUGCAUCAAAAUCUCUCUCAGCAAUAGAAUUGGAUGAUCAUCAAUUGAAGGAAACUGUGAUAUCUCAAUUAAUGACAAAAUUUACAAAACUGACAGAGGGUGAGUUAUUGGGCAUAAAGACGCAAGUUCUUCAGGAAUUCUCGCCAGAUGAUGCAUACCCAUUGGGAGCUCCCUUGUUUAUGGACACGCCGAGGCCAAGUUCUCCUCUUGCCCAAAUGGAGUUUCAGGCUUUUGAAGAGAUCAUGCCUGCAGCUUCCUUGACAGAUGAUGAAACCAUCAUUGAAGCUAAUGGGAGUCAGUCAGCUCGCAAAACAUCGCUUUCUGUCAAUACACUAGACAUUUUAAGUGUCAAUGAUCUUUUGGAAUCAGUCUUGGAAACUGCACGACAAGUUGCAAGCUCCCAGGUUUCCUCCACACCUGUACCUUAUGAUCAAAUGAUGUCUCAGUGUGAAGCUCUUGUCACAGGCAAGCAACAGAAGAUGUCAAUGCUUCAUAGCUUUAAAACUCAGCAUGAUGCCAAGGUUUUCCCCACGGAAGUUGAAAAAAGAGGCACCUCAGCAUUUAACGAGAUAGUGGAGCAUUCACCAAGUGAAUUGAAGCUAAAUAAUAACGAUCAAACUAAGGCAUCGGACCAGCUUGCCCUCUGCUCAGUCGAGUAUGGACCAAGUUCUUUCAAAUUACCACCUUCAAGCCCCUAUGACAAAUUCCUGAAAGCAGCUGGAUGUUAAAGAUUCACCAAUGUCUUUUUGUGUCUAUAUCGUGUUCAUCUUUUUCUUUUUUCUUUCCUUUCUUCGAGUUUAUUGUCCACCAUUUUGGCCUAUAUUCUUUGUCAGACCUUUUUUCUCCAUUUAUUUAUUUAGCAUUAAUCGUAAAUUCGUGUUAAGUUUAAUUAGAUGGCUCUGCUCUGCUCUGCGGCCCCAAAUGUAUGGAUGGGAGGGAAGGAGAGAAGUGGUAUUACUUGGAAGACAUGUCAUAGUGGCACAUUGUUUUGAACAUUAUAGGAAAUUUUUAUUUGUUAAUCACGUUGAUUAAUAGAUGUUUAUAUGAAUAUAAACACCUGCUGAUUUGUACUCAAA